Molecule: messenger RNA, 4440 nt
Organism: Sphaerodactylus townsendi
Lineage: Eukaryota; Metazoa; Chordata; Lepidosauria; Squamata; Sphaerodactylidae
Product: ras GTPase-activating-like protein IQGAP3
Exons: 25
Coding region: 60-3053 (997 amino acids)
Biological process (GO): regulation of actin cytoskeleton organization; regulation of GTPase activity
Cellular component (GO): cytoplasm
Molecular function (GO): calmodulin binding; GTPase activator activity; actin filament binding
Source: RefSeq, a predicted model, not a curated record
AGGAGGUGGCGGGAAAUUCAAAAAUCGAAUCCGAAGUGGAGGAAGCGGAUCAGCUGGCCAUGGAGCGAUCUGCGGGAGGCUCCGGGCAGGGGCUGCCUCGGUCAGGGUAUGAACGCUUGACCGCAGAUGAAAUGGACGAGAAAAGGCGUCAGAAUGAGGCAUACCAAUAUCUCUGCCGCUUAGAGGAAGCUAAACGCUGGAUGGAGACCUGCUUGAAGGAGGAUCUGGCUUUGCCAACCGAACUGGAGGAAAGUUUGCGAAAUGGUGUCAUCUUGGCCAAGCUUGGCCACUUCUUUGCUCCAGAUGUGGUUCCCUUGAGGAAGAUCUACGAUCUAGGUCAGGCACGUUUCAAGGCGUGUGGGCUACACUAUCGUCAUACGGACAACAUCAACUACUGGCGGGAAGCUAUGAGUCACAUUGGAUUACCUGCGAUCUUCCACCCUGAAACGACAGACAUCUAUGACAAGAAAAACAUGCCUCGUGUUGUCUAUUGUAUUCAUGCUUUGAGUUUAUACCUGUUUAAACUGGGGCUGGCUCCCCAGAUCCAGGAUUUGUAUGGGAAAGUAAACUUCACAGGGGACCCCAAUGCCCAGUGUGAGGAGUCAGCCAAAUGCCUGGAUGAAGAUGACAGUCUUUGCCAGGCGCGGAAACUGCAAGAGAGGAGACUCAAGGGGGCAGCCUAUUGGCGUGGAUGCCGACAGCGGAGGCGCUACUUGGAAAGACUGCAAUAUCUGAGGGAGAACACAGAUGCUGUGAUAAAGAUACAAGCUUGGGUACGGAUGCGGCGCCUGCGCAAAAGGUAUCUAGAACGGCUGCGCUACUUCAGGAAGAAUGUCAAGGCUAUAAUUAAAAUCCAGGCAUUUGUCCGAGCUAAUAAGGCUCGAGGGGAUUACAGGAUGCUGGUGCACAGCCGGAACCCGCCACUCAGCAUUGUCCGGCGCUUCGCCCACCUGCUGGAACGGAGCCAGCGUGACUACUGGGAGGAGCUGGAGCUGCUGGAUCUCCAGGAGAGCGUGGUAAGGGGGAUCCGCUCCAACCAGCAGCUGGAGAGCGACCUCAACCUCAUGGAUAUCAAGAUUGGAUUGUUGGUCAAAAAUAGGAUCACCCUUCAGGAGGUGGUCUCUCACUGCAAGAAGCUGACCAGGAAAAACAAGGAGCAGCUUUCAGAUUUAAUGGGCCUAAACAAGCAAAAAGGGCUGAAAGCACUCAGCAAGGAGAAGCGGGAGACCCUGGAGGCAUACCAGCACCUCUUCUACCAGCUGCAGACCCACCCGCUCUACUUGGCCAGGCUGAUCAUGCAGAUGCCCCAGAACAAGUCCACCAAGUUCAUGGAGUCAGUGGUCUUUACGCUCUUCAAUUACGCCUCCAAUGCCCGAGAGGCCUACCUCCUGCUCCAGCUCUUCCAAAGUGCCUUGCAGGAAGAGAUCAGGCUAAAAGUUGAUCGGCCCAGUGAUAUCCUAACGGGAAAUCCAACAGUGAUCCGCUUGGUGGUGAGCUUUUAUCGGAAUGCCCGUGGACAGAACGCCUUGCGCCAGAUCCUGGGGGGAGCCGUGCAGGAGGUUCUGCAGAACAAAGCCCUCAGCAUCCGCACCAGCCCUGUGGAGAUCUACAAAGGCUGGGUCAACCAGAUGGAGUCUCAGACCGGGCAAAAAAGCAAUCUCCCGUACGAUGUUAGCCCUGAACAAGCCCUUACCCACUUCGAGGUCCAGAGGAGACUGGACAUCUCCAUUCGCAAUCUCUUGGCAGUGACAGACAAAUUUCUCUCGGCCAUCCUGACUUCCGUGGACAAAAUUCCUUAUGGGAUGCGUUACAUUGCCAAAGUCUUGAAAGUGUCUUUAACCCAGAAGUUUCCACAUGCUCCUGAGGAAGAUAUCUACAAGAUUGUGGGGAACCUGCUGUACUACCGUUUCAUGAACCCAGCGGUGGUUGCUCCAGAUGGUUUCGAUAUCGUUGACAUUUCAGCCGGGGUAGCCCUGCAUCCUGACCACAGGCGCAACUUGGGGUCCAUUGCCAAGAUCUUGCAACAUGCUGUAGCCAACCAGAUGUUUGAAGGGGAGAAUAGCCAUCUCAAGGUGAUCAACCAGUACCUGGAGGAAACGCAUCUUAAAUUCAGUUUGACAGGAGAAAGUGUGAGAAAUGGAGCUGAUGGAAACUCGGAACAGGCCCUCUCUCAGCUCGCCAAUACAGAGAUCUCACUUACCCUCGCCAGUAAAUUUGAUGGGGCAGAGACCGACGUGGAGGGAAAGGAUAUCAAAAGCUUGUUGCUGAGCACCAAACAGAUGCUGGUGGACGUGAUCCAGUCUCAGCCUGGAGAUUCCCUUAUGGAGAUAUUGCGGACAAAGGCGUCGGAGGAGCAGGAAGUCCUCCACCACCACCUCAUGAAGAGGAGGGCCUUAUACGAUGCUCAGGCCCCAGACAAGCUGAGGCACAACCGCUCCCUGGCUGGCAACAGUUUCCUCUCGAUAGAGGAGAAGAAGAGGAAAGUCAUCAAGAAUUUGCGGCGUCUCGAAAGUCUGGGCAUGGUGGAUUCUGCCAACCAGUAUCAAGAGAUCAUCAACGAGAUGGCCAAGGAUAUCCGCAACCAAAGACAAUAUCGGCAGCACCGUAAGGCGGAGCUGGUGAAGCUGCAACAGACCCUCCACGGGCUCAACUCCAAGAGGAUGUUCUAUGAGGAGCAGGUGGAUUAUUACAAUCAGUACAUCCGGACCUGCCUGGACAACCUCACUGUCAAAAACAAGCCCAGCAAGAAGCAAACAACGCUCCAUUACACUGCGGCUCGUCUCUUUGAAAAGGGUGUUUUGCUGGAGAUCGAAGAUCUCCCCGUCAGCCAGCUUAGGAAUGUCAUUUUUGACAUCGUUCCCUGCGGAGAAGCUGGCCAGUUCCAGGUGAAGGCAAAGUUUAUGGGGAUUGACAUGGAAAAGUUUCAGCUCCAAUACCAGGACCUUCUUCAGCUGCAGUACGAGGGCGUUGCCAUCAUGAAAAUGUUUGACAAGGCCAGAAUUAACGUCAACCUCUUGAUCUUCCUCCUCAACAAGAAGUUCUUCAAAAAAUAGCCGGAUGCUGUCGGGAGGGGGGAAAUUGGGCUACGGAUCUGGGAAAUAAACACAGAGAAUAUGUUGUUGAGAAAGGGACUUUGACAUGAUGCCAAAGAAACAGGAAUACUCAGUGACAUUAUUGCUCUCUGUUAAUAACUGCACAACCAUCAACUUGAAGGGGCUGGUCUGCCGCUCAUCAUUCAAUGUCCAAGCUGUUCCACUUCACACUGGAGUGAUGGGGGCUUCGAUAAUUUAAUAUUCCUCCAGAUGAUGAUAUCCCUGUACCUAGAAAGGUAGCAUAUCUGGCAGAAGACUUUGCUCGAGGGCCCUUUUUCCUGAUCAUGCUAGCUUUCUAUAUGCAGGGAAUGCUUUUCCAUUCAGUGAAAUCUCUUGCGUGUCGAAAACUAGGAUAUCCCAGAGAAGGAUUCUUGUGCAACCAUCUCCCCAAAUUGCUAGCUUUCUGCGUUCAGACAUUUUGUAUGUACAUCUGAAGGAACAUUCUGCCCUUCUGUGACAGAAAUGGCAUAGCCCAAACUCAAAUCACCCACUUCUAUUUGGUUUUUCCCCCUUUGCACUCCAGUUCCUAGGUUUCCAAGAGCUCGCAUGCAAGUACAAUAUAUCUGCCCGUGCUAUGACUUUCUCGCUUGCAGACUGAAGCAUGCCUAGUUAAUUAGCAGAGGUCGCAACAACCUUUAAACAAGACCCUAGGCCCAUGCAAAGUCUCACAUGGGAAAGGUCCUUGUCUCUCCAGCAUCACAUAUAAAUCGGGCCCAAGCAUUUCCUACUUUGAUGGUGCUGUGUGUUGGGCCAGUCUGGAGAAACCAGGCAAAUGCUUGGCUGACACGAAACACAUCCAAAAAUCUACAUUGUGCUGCUGCUUUGCUACUUUCUGUCCCAGACAAUGACCUUGAUUACUAUUAGUUCUGUAUGCAUUUGUCUUGCUUUUUUAAGUUAUUCACGGAAAUGAGAUUCCGUUUUGCCAACUGUAAUUUUGUAGGAAACGUAUCCUUUUUCCCCUACCUGUUCCCAAAGUUCUGGAAUGCAUUUCCUUGAUCAUUCCGCAGGCGAACAAGAUGCAUCUCUAGUGAUACCAGUUUCUUAAAGGAGAGACCUCAGUAGCCGGAAUAAUUCUUGGAAAGGAUGGCAAAAUAUCAUAACCAGAGGACAUUUGCCUGAUCUCUGGGACAUUGACGUCUUGGCAUUUGAGCUGAAUGUGGGGACAUUACUGGCUGCCUGGUUUCAUGAUAUUAUUGUAAAUUAUGUACGUGUCCCUCUCAUUCUCUCUUUCUGUUUGGUUUCUGGAAGUUUGGCCUGUGUGAGUCAUGAUGGUGGAGGACUUUGCAUGUUUUUUUUCUAACGGUUUGCACAGGAGGGAUUUUUAAAUAAAUAAAAUACUUAUAUUGAA